Gadus morhua (Atlantic cod) is the source of this 954-nucleotide messenger RNA. Its product is annotated as dual specificity protein phosphatase 19. Lineage: Eukaryota; Metazoa; Chordata; Actinopteri; Gadiformes; Gadidae. Gene Ontology annotation, biological process: protein dephosphorylation; regulation of MAP kinase activity. Gene Ontology annotation, cellular component: cytoplasm. Gene Ontology annotation, molecular function: JUN kinase phosphatase activity. The transcript has 5 exons. The record is from RefSeq and is a predicted model, not a curated record. Bases 270 to 884 code for a protein of 204 amino acids.
GUGUUGUGCCUGUGUAGACCGUCAGCAAGGGGACUGAACACAACGAUAACAUCUCUGGCCGUUUUUCAAAUUGCUCCUGCACAUAUUGUACGGACAGUACUUGAACGCAUCAUCAUAUUGACGUCGCUUCCGACAAUGGACGAUAACGCCUGUUAAAGCGAUCUUGGCGAUGGCCUAAUGAAUAAGUGUGUUCGGUUUAAACGUUUUUAACAAAAAAACUUUGAGGCAACCAACUACGUUUUGAAUCAAAGCAUAAACAAAGGGACCAGAUGCAGUCCUUUGCUCAGGAGAUCGAAGGAUUCUCCAAAAGUCGUCUGAAGAAGCAGGUCACUCACGUCACCACCAUCACAGGACGGCGCCAUGUGGAGAGGAGGAGGGACGGAGGGACCUGCGAGGUCCAGGACAUUGAAGAUGAGCCUACAGGCUUUGGCUUUGUUGAAGACAAAAGUCUAGACCUUCAAGUGGGCGUGGUUAGACCUUUUCUUCUACUGGCCUCCCAGGAUGUGGCCCAUGACAUUGACACACUGCAGAGAUAUAAGGUAUCCCAUGUGCUGAAUGUGGCGUAUGGUGUGGGGAAUUUGUUCCCAGACCAGUUGACCUACAAAACGGUGAACAUACUGGAUGUUCCAGACACUCCAAUCACCUCCUAUCUGGCGGACUGCUCAUCGUUCAUAGACCUAGCCAGGGCCAAGCCGGGCGUGGUACUGGUGCACUGCAAUGCUGGCAUCUCACGCUCCACCUCCAUCGUGAUUGGCUACCUGAUGCUCCGCGAAGGGCUGUCAUUCGAAGAGGCGUUGGGACAGGUUAAGCACGCCAGGCCGUCAGUCUGCCCCAACGCGGGCUUCUACCGACAGCUGAAGAGCUACGCCCCUGGAAGAGCUUAAGACCCCAACGCUUCAAAACAUCAGGCUAAUUAAAAGACCAAUUAAAGCAAAACACACAUGCUUAAGUAGA